AUUCCUGAUUAUACGCCCCUGAAAGAAAUUAAGUGGAAAUAAUGUUUUUCGAAUUUUUGGAUUUUUUUUUCAGCAAACUAAGACAGUUGAAGACAUUAUGAAAGCAGAAAAAGAAGACAACAAGAUGAAAAAUGGCGGAUAUUCAAAAGAUUCUCCCGAUGAAAAAGAUGAGAAAAUUCCGCAAUCUCCCGAGUUGACUGAUCUACCCGAAGCACCUGAAAUGCCAAGCUUGCCUCAACCUGUAGAAAUAAAUGUACUAAAUCCAAGUCCUUCGGCACCUUAUCCUUCGCCUCCUAGUCCUCCACGAUCCAGGGCUUCCAGUGCAAGCUCAGCUGCUGAACACGAGUUGAAGACGAUGAAACAAGAAAAAAAUAGAAAUGCCGCGGAAUCUUCCGAUUCGGAAUCUGACAAAGACGACAAGAAUGUGUUAGCAGUAUCUAAGGGGCCAAACAGUGUAUCCAGUGGGUCCCCCAGGAGCACCCCCAGUCCUCAAGGGUCAGGCAAAUGGACAGGAAGAGAGGGCGGCCUAGAUCUACCAAUGACAGCAAGGGAAAUGAGGGAGAGGAUUGCAAGUAUGAAGAAGAAGGAUAAAAGGGUUGAGGAGAGAAUGGAUUUCAAGAAGAAAUACGAAAUUAUCAAAACUUUGUAAGCCCGUUCAUUAGCAAAUUUAAUAGCUGAUUAACUUAUACAAUAGCAGGCUAAACUGAUAGAUCAGCGGAUAAAAUUGUAUAUUAAAUUGGCUUAUUUUAUUUCAAAUAGUUGAAUAACUGACAAGAUGACUGAUUAAUCUGAUAGAACAGCUGCUUGGCUCUCAAAAUAGCUGAUCAGCUCUUAAAAAAGCCUAUAAGCCCUUAAAACAGUUGAUUAGCCCUUUGAACAACUGAUCAGCUCGUAAAAAGGCUGAUCAACUCUUAAAACAGCUGAUCAACUCUUACAGCAGCUAAACAAAAUCUUAACAACAGCCAAUAGCUAGAAACAUCUUAAAACAGCUAAAAAUAUCUUUGAACAGCUUAAAAAUAUUAAAACCGCUAACCAGCUCUUAAAAUAUAGCCGAUCGUUAAUCAGCAAACGAUUCAGCUAGAAACCCCGAAUUCUACAAAUGGCCAGUUUAUUAAUUCAUAAUAUAGUCUUCAAUGCUUAAUAUUAUAUCAAAAAAUAAUUUUGCGAAAGGGAAAUAUUUUGGGGUUUAAAAAACAAAAUAUGAAAUGAUUAUAAUUUAAGGUUAGCAUUGACAUGGGAAAAAUCAGAUGAGAACAUGAAAAUAAUUUUUAUAACCUUUGACAGGAUAUUUCCGUUUUUAAUGCAAACAUUUGAUAAACUAACUUUAAAUAUUUAUCAUCCAAAUUUUUUAUUACAAAGAUUUCGGGGCUAAAGUUUUUUAUUGUAAUUUAGAGAUCCAUAGAAUUUCUAUUUUUAUAUCUACUUAAUUAUUAUAAUAUAUGUAAUUAAAAUACCUAAAUAUUGUAAACCGUAUUUUAUCUAGUCUUGAGGAUUGAUUACAAGUAAAACCUUGAGAAUUGAUUACAAUUAAAACCUUGAGAAUUGAUUACAAUUAAAACCUUGAGAAUUGAUUACAAUUAAAAACAUGUAUUUCGAAUUGUUGCGUCCAAAAUGUGCACAAUCUUUAAUCAUGAUUGUAAAAUUAUUCAAAAUGUGUUUUUAGAAAAUAGAUGUGAACAUUUUUUAACUCAAUGCCUGUCAUAAUUUUAAGUCAUUUCGCGAGCUUUUUAAUAUUUAUUAAAAAAAAAAUAACUAGAGGAAGUCUAAAUUUAACGAAAAUGUGAUUUUCAUUUUCCAGACGACUUAACUCAUUCUUCCAGAGGAGAAAUAAAAACCCCAGUCCUUUUGAGAGAUAUUUUUUCAUCACCAUGUAAUGAACUUAAUUUUGUAAUUAUGUACGAUAUAAUUAUGUACAAAGAGUGUCCUUAAUGAUUAACGUAAAUACAUAUUUUUAAUAAAUUUAGAAAAGAACUA
Eurytemora carolleeae is the source of this 1974-nucleotide messenger RNA. RefSeq names its product mediator of RNA polymerase II transcription subunit 15. Bases 98 to 649 code for a protein of 183 amino acids. The transcript is spliced from 3 exons. The record is from RefSeq and is a predicted model, not a curated record. Lineage: Eukaryota; Metazoa; Arthropoda; Copepoda; Calanoida; Temoridae.